GGAGGCGGAGGCGGCGGCCGGGGGGCGCAGGCGGGCUUCGGGAGGCCCGGCGGCAGCAUCAUGGCGGACAGAGACAGCGGCAGCGAGCAGGGUGGCGGCGGCGGCGGGGCUCCGGGCCCGGGCGGCGGUGGCGGCGGCGGCGGCGGCGUGGGCCUUCAGCACGAGACGCAGGAGCUGGCCUCCAAGCGGGUGGACAUCCAGAACAAGCGCUUCUACCUGGACGUGAAGCAGAACGCCAAGGGCCGCUUCCUGAAGAUCGCGGAGGUGGGCGCCGGGGGCAGCAAGAGCCGCCUGACGCUCUCCAUGUCGGUGGCGGUGGAGUUCCGCGACUACCUGGGCGACUUCAUCGAGCACUACGCGCAGCUGGGCCCCAGCCAGCCGCCGGAGCUGGCGCAGGCCGCGGACGAGCCGCGGAGGGCCCUCAAGAGCGAGUUCCUGGUGCGCGAGAACCGCAAGUACUACAUGGAUCUGAAGGAGAACCAGCGCGGGCGGUUCCUGCGCAUCCGGCAGACGGUCAACCGCGGGCCGGGCCUGGGCUCCACGCAGGGGCAGACCAUCGCGCUGCCGGCGCAGGGGCUGAUCGAGUUCCGCGACGCCCUGGCCAAGCUGAUCGACGACUACGGCGUGGAGGAGGAGCCGGCCGAGCUGCCCGAGGGCACCUCCUUGACGGUGGACAACAAGCGCUUCUUCUUCGACGUGGGCUCCAACAAGUACGGCGUCUUCAUGCGGGUGAGCGAGGUCAAGCCCACCUACCGCAACUCCAUCACCGUCCCCUACAAGGUGUGGGCCAAGUUCGGGCACACCUUCUGCAAGUACUCGGACGAGAUGAAGAAGAUCCAGGAGAAGCAGAGGGACAAGCGGGCCGCCGCCGCCACCGCCACCGCCGCGGCCUCCUCGCCCUCCUCCGGGGGAGCCGAGCAGCCGCCCGAGGCCGAGGGGGGCAGCAGCAGCAGCAGCGUCGCCGCCGCCGCCGGCCCGCCGGGAGCCUUGCUGCAGGCCGAGGAGCCGGAGGAGGAUUGAUCUCCAUCCCUCCUUGCCUCCUUCCUUCUCCUCCUCCUCCUCCUCCUCCCCACUGCCUUCCUCCUCCUCCUCCCCACUUGGCUGCCUCCUCCCUGCCCUGCUGC
This is a messenger RNA of Podarcis muralis (Common wall lizard), 1124 nucleotides long. The record is from RefSeq and is a predicted model, not a curated record. Lineage: Eukaryota; Metazoa; Chordata; Lepidosauria; Squamata; Lacertidae.